Molecule: messenger RNA, 3445 nt
Organism: Anoplopoma fimbria (sablefish)
Lineage: Eukaryota; Metazoa; Chordata; Actinopteri; Perciformes; Anoplopomatidae
Product: ras-related protein Rab-8B
Exons: 8
Coding region: 61-681 (206 amino acids)
Biological process (GO): cellular response to insulin stimulus; protein localization to plasma membrane; protein secretion
Cellular component (GO): trans-Golgi network transport vesicle; endosome; plasma membrane
Molecular function (GO): GTP binding; GTPase activity
Source: RefSeq, a predicted model, not a curated record
GUCCUCCCAGUCCUCCCAGUGCUCCCAGUGCUCAGUGCUCCGUGCUCCGGCGGUGGGGACAUGGCUAAGACGUACGACUACCUGUUCAAGCUGCUGCUGAUCGGGGACAGCGGGGUGGGGAAGACCUGCCUGCUGUUCCGCUUCAGCGAGGACGCCUUCAACACCACCUUCAUCUCCACCAUAGGAAUCGACUUCAAAAUCAGAACGAUCGAGCUGGACGGGAAGAAAAUCAAACUGCAGAUCUGGGACACAGCGGGUCAGGAGCGGUUCAGGACGAUCACGACGGCCUACUACAGAGGAGCGAUGGGCAUCAUGCUGGUGUAUGACAUCACCAACGAGAAGUCCUUCGAUAACAUCAGGAACUGGAUACGCAACAUCGAGGAGCAUGCGUCUUCAGACGUGGAGAGAAUGAUUCUGGGAAACAAAUGUGACAUGAACGACAAGAGACAAGUGUCCAAGGAGAAAGGAGAGAAGCUGGCGAUCGACUACGGGAUCAAGUUCCUGGAAACCAGCGCCAAGUCGAGCAUCAACGUAGAGGAAAGCUUCUUAACACUCGGCAGAGACAUCAUGACCAGACUGAACAGGAAAAUGAACGACAACAACCCGUCAGGAGCAGCCGGGUCGGUCAAAAUCACAGAGUCUCGCUCCAAAAAGAGCUUCUUCAGGUGUUCACUGCUGUAGCUCCUCCUCCUGCUCCUGCUCCUCCUCCUCGUCUUCUGACGGAUGCCGUCCUGCUGCAGGAGGUCACACCUGUGGAGACAUGAAGAACGUCUUCAUCAGAACCUUCUGGAACGGUUCUUCUUCUUCUUCUGUUCUUUAAUCUGCGUCUCCUCGGCAGAGUGAAGAAGAAAGAGAACGGAGAUGAUGAUGAUGAUGGUGAUGAUGAUGAUGAAGAUGACGAAGAGCUCAGGACGGUCAGAUGGUUUCUGUUUUUUAACCUAAGCUGAUUUGAAGUCGGUGUCUCACUCUGAUGGAUUUAUGGUGUUUCAUGUGUUUCAUAUUAAUAUAAUCUCUAUAAAGUUUAUCAUCGUUUAAAUGUUGAAGCAGAAAAAAAACAGUUUGUUUCUAAAACCAAAGAUUGAAGAUAAAUGUAGGAAAUAUUUCAUGUUUGAAUCUACGGAGCUGAUCGUUACUGUAAUAUAUAUAAAUAUAUAUUAUAGAAAUAUAUAGAAAUAUAUAUUAUAUUUAUAUAGAUAUAUAUAUAUAUUAUAUAUAUAAUAUAUUAUAUAUAUUAUAUAUCUAUAUGGUCAUAAUCGGUCACAUUAUUGACACAUUUAAAGAGACUUUUAUAUUUGUGAUAAUAAAAAGAAAAUGUUACAUGAAUUCAUUUCCUGUUACAUUUUAAAAUCAUAAUGUUUACGAAGCGUUUUAAGUUUUAAAUAAAAAGUCUUAAUAGUUUUAAGAUGCUUCAUUUAUAUUCACUUCAUAAUAGUUUCUAAAUAUGUCAAUAUUAAAUAAUCAAUAAUUAAUCUGAGCUGAUUCAGACCUUUAAUCACAGACUUAUAUCAAUAUAUAAUAUAUGAUAGUCAUCAUGUGACCUGAUGGUCAUGUGACUCGGUAGCAGAAAUCUUAAAAACAGCUUUGACUUGAAAUCAUUUAUUAAUCAGAGGAUCUCAGAAUGAUGCGUUCACUGACUCCAGAGAACUGUCCUUCAUUCAGACGGUGAGACGUUCAGUGUUUCAAUCAGCUCGUGUGCUUUUUGUUUGUGACUGAAGUUUUUGAUGCUUUUCUAUAUUUUUGUAUUUUCUCGUGUUUCUUUAACAUAAAAAAAGUUGAUUUUAUUUUUAACAUUUUAGAGGAAUUUUUUUAUCAAACUGUUUGUUUGAAUUCUUAUUUUUGUAUGAAUCUUAAAUAUUUCAUGUCUUAAAAGAGUUUUAUUCAUAUUCAACUUUUGUUCAUUUUCUGUUUAAUUAUCCUCAUUUAAUAAACAGAAACAUUAGAAGAAAUAUUAUGAAAACGACACAUUUAUAAACAAAAUCAGUUAAUAAUCAUAUUUCCUUUUUUAUGUCUUUAAAUAAUGAAUUAAUAAUUCACUUAAUUAAAUUAUAAUAAAUGUUCAGGAACAAAUUAUAAUCUGUCAGAGAUAAAUAAAUAAGAAAAAACUAAAUUUUAAAGUUUUUAAUUAUAAACAAAUUUAAAGACUGAAUCAUGAAACAUAAUUAUUAAUCUGUCGUUUUAAUUAUUUAGUUUUUGUUGUUUUUGUUCAAAUGUUCUGAAACGUUUCAUUUGAAGGAGUUUAAAUAUCUGACGUGUUAAACUGUGUUUUGUUUACAGACUCACUGCAGCAGUAUUAUUAUUAUUAAUAUGAUUGUUAAUAUGAUUAUUAAUAUCCAGCUUCAUGUUCUCUGUGUUCGUCAUGUCUCAGACCAGAGACAACAGAGACAUGUCCCCCGACCAAUACUGAAUACUUGAUUAAUCAAUACUGACUGCUCAGAAGUGAAAUUUAUGAAAAAUAAUUUCUCUGACAGUUUAAAUUUGUCUUUCAUUUCAGGUUCCUUUAAUCAAUAAUAAAUCAAUCAUCUUUGAUCCUUAAUAAUCAAUAAGUCAAUUGAUCCAGAGCAGCUGCUUGUGUUGAUGUUUUUUAUGUUCAUAAAGAAUUUAUCAAUUCAUUUUAUUCUAUUUUAAUUUCUUGACUUUGAUGUUUAUUCUUCAGUUCAAAGUGAUUAAAGAAUAAACAACCAAUCAAUAAAUCAAUCCUAAACAUAUAAGGUAUGAAUGAAUAAUAAAGACAUCAGUCGUGUCAUAAUCCAACAAGAAGUCCUGAAGUAAAAUAAACGUUUGUUUCUGUUUCUUAGAAGCAUUCUUUAUGUUUAAGAUCACAAACUGCUGCUGUUUGUGUUUAUAAUAAACAAUCAGCUGAUCAAUAACAGAUAUUGAUAUUAACGUUGCCUUUCUUUGUUUACUCUUAAAUGUUGGUUCGUUUCUGUUUGAACAUGUUUUCAUUUUACACUUUGCUCAACAGAUCUAUGCAAAAACAAAUGUAUUAAUAUUAUUAGUUAUUGAUCAGACAGAUAAUCUGAUUGACAGAUACGAAGACAAUGAAAGAAACAUUUAUGAGAAUUAUUAUCGCAAAUUUAACAAAACGCUCAGAAUCGUUCUGAUGUUGAUUUGUGAGUUUGUUUAUUUUCUGCUGAAUGCUGCUCAUCAGAGGACGUUAACACACAAGAUAUAAUAUUUAUAUAUUAUAUAUAUAUAUAAUAUAUAUAUAUAUAAAUAUAAAUAUAUACAUUAUAUAGAUUUAACUAUAAAAUGAUUAUUGGUGUGAAAAUGUCUUCAGCCAGAAAAUAAAGGAAGCUCUUAAUGUGAAAUGAUUGAAUGUCAGUUGAUCAAUAACUGAAAGCACUCAGUGACCUUUGACCUCUUUAAAUCCUCAGUUCUGUUAUUUGUUUGUCAUUUCCUGUUCUGUGAUGUCAUCGCCCGGUCAGCUGUUUGUACAAUAAACAAC